This is a messenger RNA of Adineta ricciae, 390 nucleotides long. The record is from the annotation of a GenBank genome assembly. Lineage: Eukaryota; Metazoa; Rotifera; Eurotatoria; Adinetida; Adinetidae.
AUGAAGUUGUUUUUACAACAGACUGGCGAGCGUCGAACACCAUUCAUUCGUAUACUACCCGGCUUGCUCGCGAUUGAGAAAGUUCAACUACAAGAAGAAUUAACUUUACGGGAGACUGCAUUUCUUCUCCGACAGGAAACAUAUCCGUUCAACCAUCCUGACCUGGACACAUCGUACAACAACAUUGAUAUUGUGAGUGACGUCAUGGAUGAUCGUUCACUAGCGCUCUUGUAUUUACCAAGAGUGUUCACACUCAAUCAUUCUGAUUCGGUGUUAGUAUACAAAGACAGUGAUUCUCUUUCUUUUUUGAAAACAGGCAAUUAUUUGCAAGUACCCCAAAGAACGCUCACAAUUCGAUAUCAGCUACUUCCAUCCAACCACUUUGGUUAG